AUGGUUUUUUUUUUUUUUUUUUUUUUUUUACGGUUUUUUUCCCAUGUUUUGAGUGUGGGUGUGGAUGAACCUCCUUCAGUUUUAUUACCAUGUACAAUAUGCUCUCGUACGUUUAGGCCAGAGGUCCUCGACAGACACGUAAAAGUUUGCGAGAAAACAUCUAGUAAAAAAAGACGAGUGUUCGAUUCGUUUAAAAAUCGCGUCAGCGGUACGGAAUUAGAAGAAUUCCUAGGUCCUGCUCCUCUACCGGGACAGGUGCAAAAACGAGUCGUGAAAAGUCCCGGGAAAAAAAAGGGAUCGCCCAAAUGGAAAGAAACACACGAGAAUUUAAUUGCCGUUUUGAGAGCGGCAAGAGGUGUUUCCCAACCCGCAGAUAGCGUGGAACCUCCUAAACUCAUAAGUAAUGCAGGGAAUGAACAAUGUCCAUCGUGUAAUAGAUUUUUCGGACCGAGAGCUUUCGAUCGUCACGUGGAAUUUUGCAAGGAAAAAACAGCGAGAAUGAAAAUGACUCCGUCGAAAGUGUCGGAAGCGCAAGAAAGAUUAGAAGCGAGAACAAAGUAUCGGGCACCAUUGUCGGUCAAGCAAAGAUUAACGACGAAAGAAAAAUAUUCACCCAUGCUUCCGAGGAAAGAUUCCAACGAGAUUUGCACGGCGUCGACCCUGGGCGUGUCAUCGUCGGUUAAAACGUCACCCCCGGUUCCGGGGGUUUUAAAUAGAAAUUCUAAAAGCGUCAAUCAAUCGUCGUGUUCGACCAACAAGUCGACCCUAUCCCGAAGCAAUAGCGAAAGACAACGUUCGGUUUCACCGAUGAAAAAAAAUUCCCUCAGUACUUCGAAAUCUUUUCUAAAAAAUGAUCAUUCGACGAAUAGAACGAUAUCGAAUCAAUCGUCGAAAUUGAAAGAAAAUUUAAAGGAAAAUGAAAAUUCGAGACCGAGAACGGGUUCACAGAUAUCAUCGCAAGAAAAAACCAGAAAUACUAAUAUUAAACUCCCUAAAUUGGAAAAUGAAACGUUGAAUAAAUUGAUGAUGAUGAAAGGAAAGACGCCGAGAGGGAGGGAAAAAAUGAUGAUGAUGAUGAUGAUUCCCCCCAAAUCAUCGCCAAAUUGUACCUCGGAUAACGAAAGCAACGUGACGAUGGAAAGCGAAAUGGGUGGGGGGGAAUCGACUCGUGGAAAAUUACCGAAUAAAAAUAAAAAAUGUAAAUGGAACAGUUCGGAAAGCAUAAGUAAAACCGUUCAAAAGCCGAAAGGUUUUUUUCCGGCUGGAAAAAAUUCAAUCAACGGAAAAUCGAACGCGAAUCCGAAUACGAAUAAAGUGGAGGGAGAAACGUUAAAAGAUAAAUUGCCCAAAGUGAAAAAUGAAAAAUGGAAAAUGAAAAAAUCAAGGAAGCAGCAAAAUAGGGAACAAGUCAACGAUUUGAGCGUGAACGACGAAAGCGAAAGUUUUGGAAUAUUCGUUGCUCCUUGUUAUCGCGUCACGGAACCCGGAAAUUUACCCGUUUGUAAAAUAACUCAAAAUUCCCCGGGAAAAUUUAAAAAACCCCCGGCGACAAAUUGUGUCAAAAACGGGACCGACGUCGUUAAUAAUAAUAAUAAUAAUAAUAAUGACAUCAAGUCAUCGGAAGCCGUGAAAAUGAAAUCGCCGAAAAAAAUAACAACGGAUAAAAUUACUUCUCCGAAAAAAAAAGAAAAAAAAAUGCGGGCGGACGACGAAAGUUUGGAAGCGAACGUUUCGAAAGAAAAUAAAAAAACGGGAAAAAUUUUAAAUUCGGCCAUACCCAAACCGAAACGCGAUGGAUCGUUAAAAUCCCAUCAAGAAAAAUUAAUAAUUACACAAAAAAAAACAAACGAAAAUGAUGAUGGCGAUGGGGAUGAUGGGGGGUAUGAAAAAAUGGUUGAAAAAUCAAAAGAAUCCGACGAUGUCGUCGUCCAAGUCGUCGUCGACGUCGAAGUCGAAAAAGAUGAUGAAAAAUUAAAAAUUUCGCCACCGGAAGAAGAAGAAGAGGUGAAAAUCAUAGAGAAAAAAACGGAAGAAGAAGAUGAAUUUGAACAAGAUUCGUUAAACGAGAAAAGGGAAACGAUAAAAAAAAAAGCUAAAAAAUGGCAAAAUAUAUCCGAGAUGUCAGUCGAGGACAUAAUGAAAAUGUCGGAAGAUUUUGACGUGUCCAACAGCAACAAUGACAGCAACAACAACGACAGCAACAGCAACAACAACAACGACUGCUCACAAAAUUUAUCGGAAUCGACCAUUUGGGAAAUUGCGGCUGAACAAUUUUUAAAAUCCGAAGAAUCUGCCGUCGAAAUUGAUUCCCUCAACGAAAUGAAAAAAAAAAUAAAAAUAAAAAAAAAAGAUGUCGUUAAAAAAACGAAAGGGAAAAAUCAAAUCGUCGUUGAUAAAAAAGAAGAUGAUUUUAUCGUUCUCCACGCGGCGGAUCCCGCAAAACUAUACGAAAAUGAUGCCGCAAUGAAACUGAGCAUAUCCGAACCCUGUUUCCCGUAUUCGGGUAAAACGGUUCAAAAAUCGAAAGAGAAAACGUAUUUGGAUAAAAUAAAAUCAUUCGAUCUUUUCCUAUUCAAUUCGUUCCCGUGUAAACUACAGAAAUUUUACAAGAAGAGAAAAAAAUAUAAGAAAUCGAGGAGGUUGACGAGUCUGCCAAACACUAUGCAAAUCCGUGAGAAAACAUUUCUCGCAAACGAUUUACCCAAACCCAAACGGCAAAAAUUGAUAAGUUCGAAGGUUGACAAAUUGGAAGAGUUGAUGAAUUUCAACGCGGAGAAAAUUUUCGAAACCCCACCGGUUGAAGAAUUCGAAGAGAAGAAGAAAAUUUUCAUUGAAAAUUUAAUGAAAAACGGUGGGAAAUUUGAAAAAUGGCACGUGGCAAAUAAUUUUCACGUGAAAUUCACGCAAGAUUUUCGCGAGAGCGUAGAAGACGAUUUGAAAGAGCUGGAAAAUUUGUUCAACGGUCGGAAAAAACGUAGGAGAAAAUCAUUUGCGAGAGAAUUUAAAAAGGAAAAAUUUAAAAAUCUCGUCAAGCAGAAAAAUAAUAAUGACGUCACUUUAAAAAAAAACAAUUCGAAAAGUAAUAAUAAUAAUAAUAAUAGUUUCGAUUAUCGCGAAGAAUUUUACGAAGUUUCCGGCAAAACGAAUCGGAGUAAAAAAUUUGAAUAUUUCGAAAUUAAUUUCGAAAAUGAUUUUUUCGAUGAAAAAACGGAAACGACGACGAACCUUACGAUUCCGGAUUCCGAAGAAAAGGUAGAAGAAAAGGUGGAAAUGAAAUUACAAUCUCCUCGUAAUGAGAAAACGGAAUCGAAAGUGAAAAAAUUCGAAUGUUUCGAAAUAGUAAACGAACCUGUGAAAAAAUCGAAAAAAAAUAAAAAACCAAUGGUAGAAGAACCUGAAAAGGAACCUGAAAAAGAACCUGAAAAAGAAGAGUACGAUGAUGCAAUUGUCGGGUGCGGUAAUCGUGAGGAUUUAAAUGACGAAUCGGUCGAGGAAAUGGAAAAAGAAUCCGUACCUGUUUUUAACAGGACGUCAACUCCUAAAAAAAGUUUGCACGUGUUAAAUAACGUCACGUCUUAUAAAAGUUUAGAUUUAGAAAUUACGGAUAAUUUACAUCGCGAUGAAUCGCGCCUAAAAAAAGCGACGACGACCGGGGAAAACGUGGAAGUAGACGUUUGGACAAACGAUGACGACCCAAACGAUUCGUCGAAUUUGAAUCCGUGCGAAAGCGAAGAUUUAAUAACGGUCGAUUCAUUGCAAGUUUUCAAUCAAAACAGUUCUCUCGAAAACAUAGAAGAGGUUGACGAAGAAGACGACGACAGAGCAGACGACAAUGACGACGACGACGACGACAUUCGAAAAAGUUUCGAAGUGGGCGACAUAGAAAUAGUCGAUUUUAUCGUAUCGAAACCCAACACGGCAAAAUUAUUAUCCGCAAACGAAAAUUGUUUGGAUCAAUUGUUUCCGAAACCGCGAAAACUCAUCGAAACGAUAAAAUUAGAAGAAUCCGCGACGGUCGUUCACCUCGGGUACACGGCAAAUUCUAUAUACGAUCUCAAAGCGGACGUGAAUAAAAAUAUAAAAGAAAUUCAUCAAAUGUCGGGGAGUCGGGGACAAAAAACGAAAAGAGUCCUGGACAAACGUAUGACAAAAAAAGAAACGAUAUUGCCGCAGAUAAAAGUCAAAAAAGAAGACAAGAAAUUAAAUUCGAUGAUAUCGUUGUUGGAUUUGUGGAAAAGCAAAAAAAGGGAAAAUGUUAAUAAUAAUAAUAAUAAUAGUAGUAAUAAUAAUAAUAAUAAUAAUACGGAUGUGGAAACGUAUCGCAAAAUAAAAACGACUUUGCCCGCGGGAAAAUUGGCGCCACUACUGAACAAGAAUUCAUUUCAAAUGAAAUCUGCCGGUGACGUAUACGAUCCAUUCAAACAAGCCGAAAGGCAAAUGAUGGCGUUAUUAUCGUGGCCUUCAAUGACAGACAUCAAAUCACCUAAUAAUAAUAAUAAUAAUACCAACUCAUCUCCCAAAACCAAAAAACAAAAUUCCAAUUUAGAAACAUCUCCCACGUCCGCAUUUAGUAAAUAUAAAAAUGAAAAAACGACGUCACCGACGACGACGACGACGACGACGACAAAAACAUUUGCCGCGUCAAAGGUAAAAAAAACACCCAAAACGAAUAAUAAAAGUUUGUUGGACAAAGAAAACGAGAAUAAAUCGAAAAAGAAUAGUAAUAAUAAUAAUAAUAAUAACAGGUUGGAAAAACCCGUGUACGAAUCCGCGGACGAUUGGGAAAAAAUAUUUGAAAAACAUUUCGAUUUCAAUCAAAACGAAAUGAACGAACAAAUGACGAAAUCGAUAAACACGGCUUUGGACGAAUUGUUAAAAAAUUCAAAUUCAAACAAAACCGGGAUAACGAGAAGGAAAUCGGGUUCGUUUGAAAAAUCCCCGGGGAAAAAUAAUCAAAACGAUUUUUUAAACGAUUCGAUAAUAACGGAAAUCUUGUACACGAGCACUCCGAAACAAAAUAUAAAAAAUCCCCGCGGUGGCGACGUUUACGACGACGACGACGACGAUGACGGCGACACCGUCGAUUUAAACGAAACUUUAAAUUUUUUAAAAAAAAUGGCGGAUAAAACGUACGACAGAAUGCCUACGUCGCCUCGCGAUUUCCUCGUCGUCGACGCAUUUGACAAAAAUAAAAAAAAAAAUCGAAAUUCCGGUUUGAGUUUGAGCAAUUUGAGUUUCGGGUCUCAAAUAUCGGACACGACACUCGCGGACGAAGAAGUCAUGAGAAGCAAUUUAGAAAUCGUCGGUAAGGCGGCCGCGGCCGCCAUAUUGAAAACGCCGCGUAGAAAAUACGCAAGAUCUCAAUCUGUUUUCGAGGAAAGAAAUAAAAUGUUAUUCGCAAAGACUUACGAUCCGAAUUUAUCGUCGUCGGAUGACGAUGACGACGACAACUACGACAGGGACGGGGAUUCGUUGCCGAAAAUAAUAAAUAAUAAUAAUAAUAAUAAUAAAAACAAUAUUAAAGAAAAGAAAUAUCCUACUAUCCGUAACAGUAAUAGUAAUAAUAAUAAUCCUAAAUCCUUACCUUAUAAUCAUCCUAAAUCCGUACCUUGUUCCCAUCUUUACAGGUCCCAGUCUGUUUUUGAAAGCAAAAACAAAGGCGAUGGAGAUCACACGGAUGAUGGUGGAGAUCACGUUUCCUCACCUGAAAAUAAUAACAAUAACAACAUGAACAACAACAGGAAUCGAAAAGGCGGGAAAUUACUAAGCGGCGAUUCGGCUUACAGCAGCUUAAACAGGAAAUCACCGCAAAAGCAUCAUAAUCAUCAUCAUCAUCAUCAUCACAAUCAGGAGGAUCGACUCAGUUCGACGAGCGGAUCCGAUCAAUCGAUACAUUCUUACGGGAACAACAACAACAACAACAGCAGCAGCAACAAUCAAAAUGAUGAGAAAACGUUGAAAUCCUGUCACGACGAGGAAAAUGUCGUUGGGAAAAAAAAAGAAAAUCCGGUGUUUAAAAUGUCGAAAUUUUGUCACGAAUGCGGUUCGAAAUAUCCGGUUCCUGUGGCCAAAUUCUGUUGCGAAUGCGGCGUGAAAAGGCUCAUCAUAUGA
Molecule: messenger RNA, 6111 nt
Organism: Pediculus humanus corporis (human body louse)
Lineage: Eukaryota; Metazoa; Arthropoda; Insecta; Psocodea; Pediculidae
Product: synaptonemal complex protein, putative
Exons: 9
Coding region: 1-6111 (2036 amino acids)
Source: RefSeq, a predicted model, not a curated record